UCGUUCGCGGCAGCUUACUCGCUGUUUACUUCGAUUCACAGCUUUCAUUCUGCCUGACACGCAACAGCACCUAGCAAGAUUCAGCCCAGGCACUGCUUUAAUCAAAUAUUUCGCACACUCUUCUGGCACUAUGUUCAAUACUCCAGCGCACUACCGCAGUGGUCGGAGCAACUUGCCGACUCUUAAUAUUCCACAGCCUGGUCAGAACGAGCAAACCCCUCGAUCCCAUUCCGACAUUGUGAUCGGCAUCGACGUUGAGACACUCCUCAAUCAGCUACAACGCCAUCCAUACUUUGAUCACUACUUGCCCGUUACCGAGGCAUACCUCCGGGUCGACGAUGAGGAUUAUAGAGUUGUUCUCUCUGUCAUCCUCUAUCUUCGCAAUUUGCCCGGACGUCGGUUGGCAUUUUGGCGCCACUACCACCCAACCAUCUAUUAUACCCUACCUCCAGAUCUCUUCGAUAUGAUCACACAGAUGCGGCAAUGCAAGAGCUGGAACAGAGACAAAGGCAAGGUCAUUGCUCUUCUCAACAGCGCUCGGACGCUGAAUGAUCCUGCUCAGGCCGUUACUGCAGAUUCGCGGCGCGGAGAUUGCGGCACACAUCUUUCACCCGCCAGUGCUACUCGCUCACCUUCCCGAGAGUCUCUUCUCCGGCCUGCGUCUGCUCAAUCCUCCUGGGAGUCCUCUGGUGUCAACCUCCAUCAGUCACCCAGUUUUCAGGCCGAGUCGAUUUGCAGCGGAGGUGAAGGCACGCCAGCAUCAACUAACGCUGCCGGCCCGUCCAGGCAUGGUUCGCGUAAAGCACCUCGGGGCUUCCGCUUUUGGUGUCCUUACUCCAACUGCAAAAAGCGCAAAAAGCACUACUUGCGACAGGGCGACUUCGAAAAUCACCUGGAAAAUGUCCAUGGGCAGUUGGGAAUACCAAAUGUGCAGACCCACCUGCACCCUGCACCCGAGAAUGACAAUCGAAGUAUUGACGCUUCAAAUGAGCACGGCAUGACUGCCAUGCGCAUGAACAACAUGUCCUCCCGCAUGCCUUAUCCAGCCUUCUCCAUGCCCAAUCCUAGCACUCCAAUUGGCACAUCUCCUAUGCUGGACCACCAACCUGACACUCCAACACCUGACUCUGUUGGCUCAGAUGUUGUUCAAGCCGAUGGACCAGGACGUGACUUGGACAUGUUGGAUCUCCCGAACGCGUGGCCAACAGCUCCCAACAUGCCCUUGCAUGACAUCUCGUUCAAGUCUUCCGAUAAUCAGUCAGAUUGGUUGUCCUAUUCCAACUGGCAGUCAUAUUUUGGUCCCCACCAGCAAUCGUAUUCUUCAGAUAGGCGACCGGACUAGCGUCAAAGGUACAGGCGAAGACAGUGAUCAUCACAUCAUACGUGAUAACA
This is a messenger RNA of Exophiala viscosa, 1392 nucleotides long. RefSeq lists its product as uncharacterized. The transcript has a single exon. The coding region runs from base 131 to 1342 and encodes 403 amino acids. The record is from RefSeq and is a predicted model, not a curated record. NCBI's taxonomy places the organism in Eukaryota, Fungi, Ascomycota, Eurotiomycetes, Chaetothyriales, Herpotrichiellaceae.